This is a messenger RNA of Microplitis mediator, 820 nucleotides long. RefSeq names its product CKLF-like MARVEL transmembrane domain-containing protein 7. The coding region runs from base 210 to 755 and encodes 181 amino acids. Gene Ontology annotation, cellular component: membrane. The transcript is spliced from 5 exons. The record is from RefSeq and is a predicted model, not a curated record. NCBI's taxonomy places the organism in Eukaryota, Metazoa, Arthropoda, Insecta, Hymenoptera, Braconidae.
ACAAAUAACGUGUCGAUCAGUGUCCAGAAAAUUACACACCGGAAUAGUACAAUAACUGUAAAUAAUUAUCGGUAAUAGAUUCUAGAACAAAUACGUCGUUGUAAUUUGAUUUUUAAAACGGCGUCGUCAAUCCAUGAAAUAAACAUCGAUUUAAUCGGGUCGAUACAAUAUAAUAUUACACAUUUUAAGUAAUAAAAUAAAUUAUUAAAAUGGAGCAGGAAUUUCCAGGACAACAUGUCACAACAACGACAACCACAACUAGUUCAUCGACAUUUCAACGAAGUCUUAGAUUUGAUUCUUCAUAUUUUAGGACAAUGCCUGGAAUAUUAAAAAUUAUAGAAAUGGUAUUAGAUAUUUUGGGAUUUAUAUGCAUAGCAGUGUCAAAUUACGCUCAAUUAAGUAGAGGAGCCUGGUUCAAUACAGUUGCGAUGGUCGGAUUUUGGUGCACUUUAAUACUUCUAGCUUCUUACGUGUUCCAUUUAGUUGAGAAACUUUACAAGAUCCCGUGGCUCACUAUUGAAUUAUUUUACUGCGGAAUAAUGACUGCAUGCUACUUGCUGGCUGCAUCUCUGGCUGCUGAUUACGCUCAUGCCAAUGAAGGAUUCGGCGCUGCAGCCUUUUUCGGAUUCUGCGCCAUGGUAUGCUAUGGGUAUGACACCUGGCUCAAAUUCAAAGCACGUCGAAGUGGAGUUCCUCCUCAAGGUCAACAUGACGUCACCAAACAAGUAUCGACAGUAACAAGUCCAGCUUAUUAAUUCAUUAAUUUUUAAUUUAAUAAAAAAAAAUUAAAUAAUAAAUUAUUUAAUUAAUUUAUUAGGAA